Messenger RNA from Pundamilia nyererei, 3023 nucleotides. It is a transcript of the gene fer, whose product is annotated as fer (fps/fes related) tyrosine kinase. The transcript is spliced from 20 exons. Gene Ontology annotation, biological process: peptidyl-tyrosine phosphorylation. Lineage: Eukaryota; Metazoa; Chordata; Actinopteri; Cichliformes; Cichlidae. Bases 338 to 2818 code for a protein of 826 amino acids. Gene Ontology annotation, molecular function: non-membrane spanning protein tyrosine kinase activity; ATP binding. The record is from RefSeq and is a predicted model, not a curated record.
AGCCCCUCCCUGUUAGCCGUUAGCUCGGUAGCCGGACGGCAGCUGGAGAAGCCGGGAAACGGAGCAGAGAAUCCAGAAGAACCGGAGGACAUGAUACCGGCCAAGGACGACAGAGGACCGCGGUGAUCGGACAGCGAGCCUCCUGCCGCAUUAACCCACUUCCUGGUGCGUUAAAGCGGCAGAAAGCGUCCGAGGAGCGCAGGAAAAACUGGGAACCCCCUGCGAGUAUCCCGGCGCUCCUCCGCCGCUCCAUUGGAGCUUCGUACCCGGAGAAAAGACGGCCAUGCUAUCAGUGCCCGCUAAUCCACGCUGUUAAACACAAAGACUGAGAUCCAGGAUGGGGUUCGGUCGGGAUCUAAGGAAUUCCCACGAGGGAUUAUUGAAGCUGCAGGACUGGGAGUUAAAGCUGCUGGAGACGGUGAAGCGCUUCAUGACGCUGCGGGUGAAAAGUGAUAAAGAGUAUGCCUCUCUGCUGCUCAGCAUGACGCAGCAGAUGGAGAAACAAGAAACUGCCGACUAUGUCAGCACCGUGAGUAAGUCGUGGUCGCAGGUGAUUCGUCAGACGGAGGCGUUGGGUCGGAUAAUGAGAAGUCACGCCGACGAUUUGAACUCGGGGCCACUGCACCGUCUCGCCACGCUGAUCCGGGACAAGCAGCAGGUGAAGAAGAGCUACCAAAGUCUUCAUCAGCAGCUGGAGAGCCACAUCCACAAGGUAACCAGGACUGACCUGGAUAAACUGAAGGUGACGUAUCGUCAGUUGAGCCGUGAUGCCAGCAACACCAAAGAGAAAUACAGAGAGGCUGUAGCCAAAGGCCGUGAGGUGGAGCGUGCCCGCGACCGUUAUGACAAGGCUAUGGGAAAGCUCCACAACCUUCACAACCAGUAUGUGCUCGCGGUGUGCAGCGCCCGGACGCAGCAGGAUGAACACCGCUGCCAUGCCGCACCCGCCCUGCUGGACGCUCUGCAGAGGAUGCAGGAAGACAUGACACUUGCCCUGAAAAGUAUUCUUGAGGAGUACUGUGAGAUCAGCAGUCUUCUCUCUGAGGAGAUCGUGAAGGUCCAUCAGGAGAUUGCGGCAGCAGUUGAGCAGAUCGAUCCUCUUGCCGAGUAUCAGCACUUCAUCGACGCCUACAGGUCUCCGGAGACGCCAGAGGCGACUGUGGAGUUUGACGCAUCUCUUUCGGAGGAGAUGGACAACCUGCCGGCCAAUGAGAUUUUGUGGAACACGCUGACAGCCGAAAGCUUGAGAGCCAAGUUGUCGUCGGCAACAGAGGAGCUGCAGCUGACUCAGCAGAAUCUGCAGGGCAAGGAGGCGCUGGCUGACGACCUGGACAACAAAAUCCAGACGAGUCAGCAAAGUGCGGAGAAGAAGAGCGACUGCGUCCUGCUGCUCAGUCAGAAACUCUCUCUCCUCGAGCUUCGGCACGCUGUCCAAUCACUGCGCAGCUCAGAGGCAAGCCUUGCCUCCCAGAAGGCCUUGCUCGACGCCAAGAUGGCAGAUGCUGCUGCUUCCCCUCCCCCGGCACCACCACCCCCGGCACUGCCAUACGAGGACGAUACUCGCUCUGUCGGAUCAACUGACAAAGUGAAGGACCGUGGAUCUCGGUUCGACACUCUUCGUCACUCUCUGGCUGGGAUGAUUCGAUCUCCCAAAGCAAUGCUGGGCUCCUCUACCUCGCAGUUCUUUGAUGUGAUCCCCACAUCGGAACGCCCUCUAGCAGAGCAAGAGUGGUACCACGGCGCCAUCCCCCGCAUUGAGGCUCAGGAGUUACUACGGCAACAGGGAGACUUCCUCGUUAGGGAGAGCCAUGGCAAACCGGGCGAGUAUGUCCUGUCUGUGUUUUCUGACGAUCAGAGACGUCACUUCAUCAUCCAGUAUGCUGAUAAUCAGUACCGUUUUGAGGGGACGGGCUUCACCACCAUCCCUCAGCUCAUUGAGCAUCACUUCACCACCAAGCAAGUCAUUACCAAGAAGUCUGGAGUCGUGCUGCAAAACCCCGUUGUAAAGGACAAGAAGUGGAUCCUGAACCAUGAGGAUGUGGUGCUGGGGGACCUGCUGGGAAAGGGUAACUUUGGCGAGGUGUACAAAGGGACUCUGCAGCGAGACAAAACACCGGUUGCCGUGAAAACGUGUAAAGAGGAUUUGCUUCCAGAGCUGAAGAUCCGCUUUCUGUCUGAAGCCAGAAUCCUGAAGCAGUAUGACCACCCGAACAUUGUGAAGCUGAUUGGCGUUUGUACCCAGCGACAGCCGAUCUACAUUGUCAUGGAGCUCGUUCCUGGUGGAGACUUUCUGUCAUUCCUGAGAAAGAAGAAGGAUGAGCUGAAGACCAAACAGCUGCUUCGCUUUGCAGUUGAUGCUGCGGCCGGGAUGGCGUACCUGGAGAGCAAAAACUGCAUCCAUAGGGACCUGGCAGCGAGGAACUGUCUUGUCGGGGAUAACAGCGUGCUGAAGAUCAGUGACUUUGGGAUGAGUCGUCAGGAGGAUGACGGCAUUUAUUCUUCUUCUGGACUCAAACAGAUCCCCAUAAAAUGGACUGCACCUGAGGCGCUCAACUAUGGUCGUUACAGCUCAGAGAGCGAUGUGUGGAGUUACGGUAUCCUCCUGUGGGAAACCUUCAGUCUGGGGGUAUGUCCUUACCCGGGGAUGACCAAUCAGCAGGCUCGAGAACAGGUGGAGAAAGGUUACAGGAUGGCUUGCCCUCAACGUUGCCCUGACGAUGUGUACAAAGUGAUGCAGCGCUGCUGGCAGUACAGCCCCGAGGACCGGCCCAAGUUCUCCGAGCUGCAGCGGGACCUUGCCGCUAUUAAGAAGAAGUGAUGAGGUUGAUGAGGCCAGUCUGAGGACACUCCCUUAAAGUGUAAGAUCGCCAAUCGCAGACUCCGAGAUCAGAACAUGAAACACUGCAUUACAGGAAGGACGCCAGCCUCGAGUCAAGAAACUGAAUGAGUAAUUGAUCGAUUGAUCUACACUAAAUGAUAAACAAACAGAGUAAACAAACACUGAAUCAAUAACAACACUACAA